Molecule: messenger RNA, 408 nt
Organism: Cebus imitator (Panamanian white-faced capuchin)
Lineage: Eukaryota; Metazoa; Chordata; Mammalia; Primates; Cebidae
Product: arginine-hydroxylase NDUFAF5, mitochondrial-like
Exons: 3
Coding region: 21-386 (121 amino acids)
Biological process (GO): mitochondrial respiratory chain complex I assembly
Cellular component (GO): mitochondrion
Source: RefSeq, a predicted model, not a curated record
AAUUGGUAUCGCGCCUGGAGAUGCUGCGGCCGGCGAGUCUCUGGCACUUUUGUCGGCGAUCUAGGUCUGCGAGGGUCCCAGCGGAGAACCUGGGCCGUAGGGAAGUCACCUCUGGUGUCUCUCCCCGGGGCGGCACAUCGUCCAGAGUCCUGAAUAUCUUCGAUCGAGAUUUGAAAAGGAAACAGAAGAACUGGGCGGCCCAGCAGCCCGAGCCGACGAAGUUUGACUACCUGAGGGAGGAGGUUGGAAGUCGAAUUGCGGACCGUGUAUAUGACAUACCCAGAGAUUUCCCCCUUGCCUUGGAUCUUGGUUGUGGAAGAGGUUACAUUGCACAAUAUUUGAAUAAGGUAUAUUUAUUCAAUGACUUAAUUUGCUUUGAAAAGUAAAAUUGGUUAAUUUUAAAGAAAG